GAUAGGGCCGGAGAGCCGGGGCCGAGGGGCCGCCAUGGAGGCCGAGCCGGGCCCGGCGCAGCUGUGGCUCAAGCAGCGCCGCUGCCUCCUCAGCCUCGACCGCCCGCGGGGGCUGCUGGUCUGGGGGCCCGCCUCGGCCCCGACCCCGGGACCCGUCUUGACAGAUACCUGUUCAGUUCCUGUUUCUGAGAUUAUCACUGUAGAAGAAACAGAAAUUGACGAGAAGCACUAUCAUAGUGGAAAAUGGCAAAAAAUGGCAAAACCGUACGCUUUUACAGUGUACUAUGUAAAGAGAGCCCGGCGUCACCGCUGGCGGUGCAGUCAUGUGACCUUUUGGUGCACGGAGGAGGGGCUCUGUAACCAGUGGAUACAAACUCUCAAAGAGCUGCUGGAGAAGCUGACAUGUAGACCAAAGCACUUACUUGUGUACAUUAAUCCCUUUGGAGGAAAAAGACAAGGCAAGCGAAUCUACGAACAGAAAGUCGUGCCACUGUUUAAUCUAGCUUCUAUCACUGCUGACGUCAUCGUUACUGAACAUGCUAACCAUGCCAAGGACAGUUUAUUUGAAAUUAAUAUUGAGAAAUAUGAUGGAGUUGUCUGUGUCGGUGGAGACGGCAUGUUCAGCGAAGUGUUACAUGGGCUCAUUGGGAGGACACAGAGGGAUUGUGGUGUAGACCAGAAUAAUCCCAAAGCAUCCUUAGUCCAGUGCAAUCUCAGAAUUGGGAUAAUCCCCGCAGGUUCAACAGAUUGCGUGUGCUACGCCACGGUUGGUGUCAACGACCCGGUCACAUCGGCGUUACACAUAAUAAUUGGUGACUCCCUGGCCAUGGACGUGUCCUCGGUGCAUCACAACAACACCUUUCUCAAGUACUCCGUGUCCUUGUUGGGCUACGGGUUCUAUGGGGACAUCCUGAGGGACAGUGAGAAGAAGCGCUGGAUGGGCCUGAUCCGCUACGAUCUCUCAGGUUUUAAGACUUUCCUUUCUCAUCACUGCUAUGAAGGAACGGUGGCCUUCCUCCCAGCACAGCACACUGUGGGCUCUCCAAGGGACAAGAAGCCCUGCCGAACGGGCUGCUUCAGACCUGUUGGUGUUUUUAGGACAGCCAGCCAACCUUUAGACCAGAAAAUCAUGACCCUUUGACCUCUUCUUGUCAUUGCAGAGGAAGUAGAAGAGUGGAAAGUUAUCCAGGGGAAGUUUCUGGCAAUCAACGCGGCCAACAUGAGCUGUGCCUGUCCCCGGAGCCCCAAGGGCCUGUCCCCAGCAGCCCACUUGGCGGAUGGUUCCUCAGACCUCAUCCUGGUCCGCAAAUGUUCCCGGCUGAACUUUCUGAGGUAUCUCAUCAGGCAUACAAAUCAAGAUGACCAGUUUGACUUUGCAUUUGUUGAGGUUUACCGGGUGAGGAAAUUUCAGUUCACCUCAAAGCAUGUAGACGAUGAGGAUGGGGACCUCAAGGAUUUAGGGAAGAAGCGAUUUGGGCAGAUCUGUAGCGAUCAUCCCGCCUGCUGCUGCAGCCUUCCCAACAGUACCUGGAACUGUGACGGAGAGAUUCUGAACAAUUCUGCUAUUGAAGUCAGGGUUCACUGCCAGCUACUGCAGCUCUUUGCCCGAGGGAUCGAGGAGACCCCCACACAGGAAGCCCUCAGCUGAGAGAACGUGAUGGCAGAAGCCUUGCGGUGCAGCCAGCGCUUGUAAAUCUUCAGACAUAUUUAUUAGAGAGAAUGUCACAGACCAGUUCUGUGGGUGCAUACACACAUUUAAAAUUCGGAGUUUAUUUUUGAUAGUUAAAUGUUGAUUUUAGAAAACUGCCUUUUUCCAGCUGUGUCUGUCCAUCCUAAGCAUUUACAUGUGAAUCAUCAGGGGCCUAGGAGGAGGCAGGCUGGCGAAGGUCAUUCCACUUUCUGAGUGGCCUGAGUUGCCCAGGACAGGAAUCCUGUCUGUCAGUCACACACCACGGCAAGGCCGAGGGCCUCCAACAGCAUCUGCAAAGGGCCCCUGAGCCUCGUCUUUGCGUGAUCGGAGAGGAUGCGAGGGGCUGAAGUCGGAGCCUCUCGUGGUCCUCUCUCCUCAGUCCAGGAGAGAGUGUUCUGGGCUUCCAGGGAGCCUCGGCCUUCGACAGUCGCUCAUGGUUCACCUUUAAGGUCUCUGCUGUGUUGCUGAACAUAGUGUUUUCCUGAGCACCAUUUCAGCCAGUGGCGAGUCCUAAAGGUGUUGGUGCAGAUAGGUUGUGAUGGCUGUGCUAUAAGGUAGGGGAGCAGGCACCAGCAGGCUGCAUUAAAAAAAACAAACAAAAAAACCCAGCGUUUUGGAUUCCAGACAUUGACGCUUGCUGUUGAUGCAGGCCGAGCGGUUAAAAUAGCAUUCAUUGUGCCGCCCGAGCAGCGGGAGAAGCUGGCGUUCAGUUAAUCAGAAGUUCACUAUGUGAAUUGUUUGUUGUUAAUGAUAUUAACUGCAAAACCCGAGUGCUCCCCACAGAUGUGCAAUUAUUCUCUUCCAGUGUGUGUCCAUUUGUGUUACCUUGCAGUCUGUGCUGACAGGCCUGACGGGACGGGGCCUUCUCUGCCUCGCGUAUUCCCAUCUAUUUAUCGGAAGUUGUGUCCUUUUUGGCUCUCGAACGGUGUGUCGUGGGGGGUUUCAGUGUUUGUGUUUUGUCUACAAACCAGGAUUAAUUGUUCAUUUACCACUGAAGCACUCGAAAGUACAAUUAUCAGAGGAAACAGAUUUUUCAAUGAAGGCAUUCCUAUUCAAGUAGCAGCGUAAUUAGGAAAUUGUGUCCUAGAUCAUUGUUUUCUUAUUAUUCAUAGCUACGAAGAUGAUAAAAUGUAUUCUGAGUAGUCUCUCUUCAAAAUACAAGACGAUGAGCUUAGAGUCGCUUAAGUGUAUUCUCGUAGUGAAAUACUUGAGACUGCUUUUACCAAACUAGGCUAUUUUAUAUACAGUUGUAGAAUCCGGAAUGGAUGGGUUUUUACCAGUUCACUUAGGUAUUUAGACAUAUUUAACACACAUCUCAUAAUAUAUUUUUAGAAUUUACUUGGAGCUAUUUAGUGUUCUGAAGUAGAAAUCAGCUUUUACCUCUUGCAUCAUUUGGUCCAACCCUGGGAAGGAGAGGGAAACUCGUUAAGUUGAUUUCAUGAAAACUUGAAGGUUUUCAGGGUCCGAGAACUAGUCGAGUGGCCCUCAGGCUGGAAUUUAAUGUCUGGCUCCACAUAGCCAUGGUUUCCAGGAGUUCCUAAAUACUUUGAAUCUGCCAGGGACCAUGUCUCUUCUUUUGGCAUUCCCUCCCUUCUGCCCGGGUCCCAGUGUGCCUGGCAGGGGCACCACGUGGCUCUGCAGGAGGCCCUGCUGACCAAAAGGCAUCAUCCUCAGGGCCUCUCAGUCCAGACACCAUCGAUUAUCUCAUUCAUCCUCUCUCUCUAAGAUGGUGACGGCCCCCACAGGGUGGUCAUGGCUGGUGUGCCCGCGAUCGCUGUCUGCCUUUUGGCUGCCAAGCCAAACUCGACACUUGAACGUGUCUUUUUUGUGAAAAUGAUCUUUCCUUCUGACUCCGACGGAGUCUCCCAAGGGGGCGUUGGCCCUGCUCAGACCCCCAGGCCCGCCACUGGCCUAGCUUGCCAGUUCUGGGCUAAUGAUCUGAAUUGUUCAUAGGAAUCCUCGGGCCUGGAGAAAGGCCCUUCCACAUUCCCCACUUGGCUAGCUCAGAAAGGGCCGCCAGCCUGGCGUUAGUCCGGACGGACUCUCCCUUAGAUGAGGAGGAGACCGGACAUUCCCCGACUUUCCCCUCCGUCCUCCUCAAGGGCCGGUCUGUACGCCGUCUUGUGGGACCACUUGGCCCUUGGGAGGAGCACCCCAUGCCCGCUCCCUGCCUGCUCACGCGCAGCCCCUCCCCCCUGCGCAUGUUGGGCCGUCUGGGCCAGGGGCCCCAGGGGCUCACGGAUGGGCCCUGACCUCUCUGCCGGCCUGGAGCCAAGCGCUGUGCUCUGCCCACAGGGCGGCCUUCUGCAGCCCGGGCUGCAACGGAGCAGUGCGGCGGUGGCUGUUCCCCCGUGCUGCGCUCUUGCUUAUUUUCACUAAGAAAAGGGCUUUGCAGGUUGUGCCCGCUUUUCUCUGAAAACAAUUAUGAAUUUAUUCCUUAAGUACAAUCAUAGAAAGAAAGAAAUUACUGAUGGAAAAACUUAAGUUUCAUUUUCUAUCUAAUCUUGCUGGUUUCAAGAUUAGAAGAGGGUAUACUUAAUGUUCUGCUAUGUUGAGAGGACUUUAAAAAAUAAAAUUAUGUUGGACAAAAC
Molecule: messenger RNA, 4281 nt
Organism: Sarcophilus harrisii (Tasmanian devil)
Lineage: Eukaryota; Metazoa; Chordata; Mammalia; Dasyuromorphia; Dasyuridae
Gene: CERK
Product: ceramide kinase
Exons: 12
Molecular function (GO): kinase activity
Source: RefSeq, a predicted model, not a curated record